AUGUCUGGCUGGGGGUUGGGUGGUUGGUUUGGCGGCAACUCGGCUGCGAAGAAAGAUGCCCCAAAGAAGGCCAUUCUGCAGCUGAGGAGUACUCUCGAGAUGCUGAACAAGCGUGAGAAGCACUUGCAGAAUCAAAUGGACGAGGAGGACCAGAAGGCCAGGAAGUUCAUCAACACAAACAAGACUGCUGCCAAGAACGCCUUGCGAAAGAAGAAGCAACUCGAGACAACCCUGGAGCAAACGUCGGCUCAGAUCAUGAAUCUCGAGGGUCAGAUUGCCAGCAUCGAGACGGCAAACAUCAACAAGGAGACUCUCGACGCUCUUGGCAACGCUUCCAAGGCCAUGAAGUCGAUUCACGGCGACUUGACAAUCGACAAGGUCGAUGCUACCAUGGAGAACCUCGAGGAACAGCACGCCAUCAGCAAGGAGAUUGCCAGUGCUCUCACUCAAGGCUCCAUGGCAAAUGCUGUUGAUGAUGACGAGCUCGAAUCCGAGCUUGCAGACCUUCAACAAGAAGAGUUGGACAACACAAUGCUCAAGACUGGCACCAUGCCUGUACACGACCAAGUCCAUCGCAUGCCGAGCGUCAACAACACCGAACCAAGAGGCAAGGCACCUGUACAAGAAGAAGAAGACGACGAAGAGGCCGAGCUUCGGAGACUACAGGCUGAGAUGGCCAUGUGA
Messenger RNA from Aureobasidium subglaciale EXF-2481, 684 nucleotides. RefSeq lists its product as uncharacterized. The transcript has 3 exons. Gene Ontology annotation, biological process: late endosome to vacuole transport via multivesicular body sorting pathway; vesicle budding from membrane. Bases 1 to 684 code for a protein of 227 amino acids. The record is from RefSeq and is a predicted model, not a curated record. NCBI's taxonomy places the organism in Eukaryota, Fungi, Ascomycota, Dothideomycetes, Dothideales, Saccotheciaceae. Gene Ontology annotation, cellular component: multivesicular body; cytoplasmic side of plasma membrane; ESCRT III complex.